Messenger RNA from Hippopotamus amphibius kiboko, 6605 nucleotides. It is a transcript of the gene PANX1, whose product is annotated as pannexin 1. Lineage: Eukaryota; Metazoa; Chordata; Mammalia; Artiodactyla; Hippopotamidae. Gene Ontology annotation, molecular function: channel activity. The record is from RefSeq and is a predicted model, not a curated record. The transcript has 5 exons. Gene Ontology annotation, biological process: positive regulation of interleukin-1 production; monoatomic cation transport. The coding region runs from base 411 to 1691 and encodes 426 amino acids.
CCUCCUCCGAGGUUCCGGAAGAGUGCGGCGGCGCGGGCCGCGGCGAGGCUCCGCGCUUUGUUGUCGGCUGGGUCUCGCGCCCUCGGGUGCGCGGCGCGGACGCGGGGUCCGGGUGGCGCGCGCUUGCCGGGGACCUGCGGAGGUGGCUCCGCCCCGGCCCGCGGCGGAGGAGCCGGCGCGAUCCCUUGCGCCCGCAGCAGUCUCGGACACGCCGGGCCAGGCGCCCAGAGAAGACGGCUGCGGCUUUCCGGGACACAAUGACGAGUAGAAUGUGGGAGCGGCUGGGGAGCCGGUAAACGGAAAGCGAAAGCCGGGGGCCUGGUCAGUGACCGGGUGGAGGCGCCGCGAAGCCCUCCAGACGCCGGCGGUACCCGGGCCUGCCCUCGUGAGCCUGCCGGUGCGCCGCAGCCAUGGCCAUCGCCCACCUGGCCACCGAGUACGUCUUCUCGGACUUCUUGCUGAAGGAGCCCUCGGAGCCCAAGUUCGAGGGGCUGCGGCUGGAGCUGGCCGUGGACAAGAUGGUCACGUGCAUCGCCGUGGGGCUGCCUCUGCUGCUCAUCUCGCUGGCUUUCGCUCAGGAAAUCUCGAUCGGUACCCAAAUAAGCUGCUUCUCCCCCAGUUCUUUCUCGUGGCGUCAGGCUUCCUUCGUGGACUCUUAUUGUUGGGCGGCUGUCCAGCAGAAGGACUCCUUUCGGGGUGACUCUGGAAACCUUCCAUUGUGUCUGCAUAAGUUUUUCCCCUACAUCCUGUUACUGGUGGCGAUCCUGCUGUACCUGCCCUCCCUGUUCUGGCGUUUCACAGCUGCUCCUCAUCUUUGCUCAGAUUUGGAAUUUAUCAUGGAAGAACUUGACAAAGUUUACAACCGCGCAAUUAGAGCCGCGAAGACCAUGCAUGACCAUGACUUGAGAGACGGUGCUUGCCCGGCUCCGGAAGUUAAUGAGAUGGGGCAAAGUUUGUGGGAGAUGUCAGAAAGCCACUUUAAGUACCCAAUUGUGGAGCAGUACUUAAAGACAAAGGAAAACUCCAAAAAUUUAAUUGUCAAGUACAUCAGCUGUCGGGUGCUGUCACUCAGCAUUAUACUGUCAGCAAGCGUCUACCUGGGCUAUUACUUUAGCCUCUCCUCCCUCUCGGAUGAGUUCGUCUGCAGCAUCAAGUCCGGCAUUCUGAAAAAUGACAGCACUGUCCCCGAUCAGUUCCAGUGCAAGCUCAUCGCCGUCGGCAUCUUCCAGUUGCUCAGUUUCAUCAACCUGGUGGUGUACGUCGGGCUAGCUCCCGUGGUGAUCUACAUGCUGUUUGUUCCAUCCCGACAGAAGACGGAUGUUCUCAAAGUAUAUGAAAUCCUGCCCACUUUUGACGUUGUGCGUUUCAAGUCGGAAGGGUACAAUGACUUGAGCCUCUACAUUCUUUUCUUGGAGGAGAAUAUUAGUGAACUCAAGUCGUACAAAUGUCUUAAGGUCCUGGAGAAUAUUAAAAGCAAUUGUCAGGGUAUCAACCCCAUGCAUCUUCUGACUCACCUUGGCAUGGUCAAGAUGGACGUGGUUGAUGGCAAAAGUCACGAACCUGUGGAGAUGAUGGCAGAGGAGCAGGGGGACCAGACGGCAGAGCUCAAAGAUUUGAAUGUACACAAUGUAACAGAAGUAAAUAAUGGAUACAAGAAUGCUCGACAGAGACUUCUGGAUACUUCUUGCUGAUGAUUUUUUCCCACAAACUUCAGAUCAGUGACUUUGGCAACAUGGGAUUCAUUUUGGCUGAAGCACCUCUGGCAGGUACCCAGCUGGUUCUCAAUAGAUGGUUCUUGGCAGAGAUACUGAGUAUGUCUUACUGAGUCCCUGGUGAAAACGUUGGUCAACAAAGUGUUGUGGAGGAUGGUUCGUGAACUUCCUGUGAGACAAUGUGGAAACAAGCCACAGCAAACAUAGGUGUGUAUUUCCUCAUCAGAUGGAACGUGGAAAGACUAAUCCCAGUAAGAGUAGUAGACCUUUUAGUGCCUCAGAGGAAAACACCUUUAUGUACGGAUGGUGCAGUGAGCCUCAGAGCUACUGGAAAGCAAGGACUUUGGGAGUUUUCUUGUUUUGUUUUAUGAAAUAAUAAUAAACUUGUCAGGGUAUAAUUUAAUAUGAAUCUCAUCUGUGCCCUAGUGGCUGUUGGAUGAGAAAAAUAUUCACUGGCUGACUGUGGACCCCUAGGUGGCCCCGCUCCUGGCAGUGUUCUACUUUGAAAGAAUUGCUAGUGCCUCAGUUCUCAUACACCAGGCUCUGGAACCUGCCACCUAUCAACCUUGGCCAACUGAGAUCCUCUAACCACUAUGUGAUACCCUCUGCUGCAGCGGACCCAAGUGCUGCUCUGACUGAGAACUUUGUUAAUAAGAUAGAAUCAAAAGGCUAUUUAAUUGUGACUUCCAUACAGGAAAGAAUGCUUCUAAAAGAGCCCAGUGGGGAAAGCUGAACAUAAAGAACAAGUUAACCCAAUCACUUUGGAAGAGCUUGUCUGCAGGGCAUUUUCCUCUGUUAUCAAAAACGUUUGAGACAGAAUGUUACUUAAACAAAUUCAUAGAACACAGAGGCUUAAAGUGAGGGACAUCUUGCCUAUUCUGAUCAGAACGUAUAAAUGACAUCUGCCACAUGGGUGUGCUCGGAGCCAGAACAACUUCGCAGUUUAUUUAUACUUAAGAACAUCUUUUACAACUUCAUUUAAAUUUAGAAUCGUAUGAUGUCGGAAUUGAGGCCAUUUGGGAAGAACAUUCUAGCGUUGAUGGGGAAUUAUAGAAUAAAUGUUACAAGUGGGUAUAUAGUGUAUCACCCAAACAUUAUUUCAUAAACAUUUAAGGCUGACCCAGAAUAUCAAAAACCUUUUUCCAAUUCUGAUCAUGUAAAUAGAUCCUAAUCAUGUUUACAUUUUAUACAAAAUUCUUAAAAUGACGUCCGUGGACCUCCCUGCUUUUAUUCUUAGAAAGUUAAUACACUGCCAGUGAAUAAACCUAAGGACCCUCAAAGUUUAUGCAUGGCUCUUAGCGACUGUUGUUUACCUGAUCUAAUUACAUAAGCUGCUCCGUGCCUUUCAGAAUAGUCACAAAAGCAGAUUUUAUUUGUGCUUCUGUGAUAGUUUCUGAGAUGGAAAGCUAAUGGUAAAUCUCCAAGAUGCAAUCAGUGUUUUAAAUUAUUCUUACUGCAUAAUAUUUAUUACCAUUGAAUGAUAGUGUGACUUAGAAAUGUCAGUAACCUAAAUCAUCGAUUUUGCUACAUUUUUAUAUCACUAUAUCUGAGAUGUUUCAUUGCAAUUCUCUACACUGGUUUCUUUUUACCAUUUGAAAAACUUCUGAAAUAUAUUUUUCUAUGGUAUACUUUUUUUUUUUCCAAAAAAGCUUCAACUUAUUUAUAGAUGGUCCCUAAUUUAUAGUUUGAAGUGGUAAAAGUGGAUACAUUAUUUUAGGAGACCAGGAACUCUCUAAGCCCUGUCACAUGUAAUUCUUUAAUUAGAUCCCUUAACCUCUGUGCAUUCCUCCAUCCCUAGUCUCUGAGUUCCAAUAACAUCUGUGAUGUCCUGGACAUCACGCUAGUGACUGGCUACAUGAGUGUGAAUAAAGCAGGUCCUCAUCUUUGAGGAAUUCAGAGACUAGGAGUAAAAGGCAGUGAAGACAGAGGCAGGUAGCAAGAGGAAGAGUGACCACACUGAAGACCCUUCAAGAAAACUCCCAGUAAAUGCUCUGUGCUCUCAGAAGACACCAUACUGUUUUUCUCUUUCCCAUCACUUCUAUAGCUGAUGGUUUUGAGCAUCUAGUUACAGUUUUUCCCAGAGGUUCUUUAGCCACGUAUCCCCCAGGCUGAAGCUUGAACUAAACAAUAACACAGACAGUGAUUUUGAACAGGAAGAGCUCCAGUGGCCUUUUGUACCUUACCUUGCAGGGCAUUGGGAAUACAAGCCUGGGGGUACAUGAUGCUGUCCAUGAACAGUCAUGGCUCUAAGAGUCUGAUGUAGAUGUCUGGUCAUACAUUUUGGUUUGAGAAAAAGGUGUUAUUAGGAAAGUUAACUCCUCCAUUUACUGCUGGCUUAGAGGGAGGACUAUUUAUUUUUUUAAGUUCUUUAUUGGAAUAUAAUUGCUUUACACUCUUGUACCACCUUUUGAGGUACACCAGAGUGAAUCAGCUGUAUUUAUACAUAUAUCCCCAUAUCCCCUCCCUCCUGCGACUCCCUCCCACCUUCCCUGUCCUGGCCCUCUAAGGCAUCACCCAUCAUCAAGUUGAUCUCCCUUUGUUAUACAGCAACUUCCCACUGGCUAUCUAUUUUACAGUUGGUAGUGUAUAUAUGUCUAUGCUACUCUCUCACUUCAUCCCAGCUUCCCCUUCGCCCCCCUGACCCUCCAGCCCUGUGUCCUCCAGUCCAUUCUCUGCAUCUGCAUGAAAUUGAGCUAUAUGUAAUGAGCUGGAUAGACCUAGUGUCUGUCAUACAGAGUGAAGUAGGCCAGAAAGAGAAAAACAAAUACUGUGUGCUAACUCAUAUAUACGGAAUGUAAAAAAAAAAAAUGGUACUGAUGAACCCAGUGACAGGGCAAGAAUAAGGAUGCAGAUGCAGAGAAAGGACUACUUUUGAGGAGGCAGAUUCCCAAGGAUGAGGAGUCAGUCAUUGCUUUACAAAAGGGGACAAACAGAUCCUAAAUGACCACCGCCAGUAACAGCUGACUUUGUUUCUGGCCUGUGUCUUCUUGAUAAACCACCGUGAGGCCUCUAAACCAGCCUCAUUAAUACCAGUGUUAGGCUGGGGCUGGGACUGAUCGUUCUGACAGCAGUAUCCAGCUCCAUGUUUAAGUUCACCAAGGGACAGGCAGAGGUGCUCUAAUACAGAGGCUCUUAAACUUUUGGGAGGUUACAAACCCUCUUGUAAAUAUAUUCUUGAAAGCUGUGGACCCUCUCUUAGAUAUACACACAACACUAAAUACACUUUCAGGGGUUAUCAUGGUCCACACUCCCCCAGGUUAAGAAGCUGUGCUCUAAUGGCUGGGGACAGAGCCGCACGGCAGGGAGGCUCCCGCGGCCCUUGUGGAAAGCUGCUGCUUCCUACAGUAAGUCUCAGCUGUACAUUUACUUAGUGAAACCAUGUUUGCACACUUUUGAAUGAACUGUGGUUCCCUUUGAGUAACUGACAUCAUUUCCUAGAGUCAGACUGAAAAUGUUAGUUAAGAGAGCCAGUGGGGAACAGUAGCUUGGAGAGAUCAGGCAGCCAGCAUGGACUGCUAUUCUCUCUCUGGCCACCAGGUGUGAUCUUAUUCCAGACCCAAGGUCCUAGGAGAAACCAACCAAACCAUGUUGGUUUCUUUCGCUCAUCUCCAGGAUAAAUCAAAGAUCUAUGAGGGUGGGAGUUUUCACCCAUUGUUAUAUCCCAAGCUCCUGAAAAACAAUGGCUGGCAUGUUAUAGGCAUUCUGUAAAUAUUUGAACAAAUGAACACACCAUUAUAAUAAAUCCUAGUUUGUGGGCAACUGUAAUUUGAUUUUAAAAGGCAAAUAAGUCCUCUGCAAGCGAGGGGAGGCUCAUUUAGCCUGUGGAUGGAGAGAGGAAUAGUUCUGCAAAGGGAUAGGUUUCUGAAUGUAAGUAGUGAUGGUUCUCAGAUUUUUGUUGUGGAGUAAGUUGUGAUCACUUUGAAGUUCAGUACAAGUUCAGUGUUGCCUCGCAAUGAUUAGGGCAAUUAAAGUUACGAAGGUCCUGGUCUCGGUAAUUUCCCCCCAGAAUAACCUCUUGAAAAGGGAUGUUGAUUGAAAUGUCCAAUUAUAUAGUAACUGAGGUUUCAUCUGAGGGCCCUAGGAUGAAAUAAAUGGCUCCUUCUCGGCAGUUUUUGGCAUUUUCGCCCUUUUUUUCACAAGUAAAAUGAAACCUUUGAAAAAGUUUGGCAAAGAUGAUACUGUGUCAUUUGUGGAAUACAAUAGAUAUUAAUCUGUGAUUGUUUUGUCCUGCCUGCUUUAGAUGAAAUGUAUUGUGUUUCUGGGUUCUGUUUUUCACUGUAAAAAUACUUGGUCUGUUAAAGCAUGCGGUUUGAUCAGUCAUUGUUCUUCAAGUUCCUGAAAGUUACAAAGUUUCUCAUGCCUUGAGUAGUUUCCCCCUGCCCUACUAGAGGAGAAAAAGGGACUUCCACAAUGUCACAAGUGUUUCCUGCAGAAACAGAAGCCAUCAGCUCCUCUUUAACAAGUUGGCUUUUUUUAAAGCACCAUAAUGACAGUUUAAUGCUAUUCCAUAAAGUGGUGUUCUAGGCGUAAUUUAAAUUCUUUUUAAUGACUACGUUUCUUCAAAACUUUUAAAGAAAAACAUGCAUGUUCUUUUUGCUGUGUCAUUUGGUAAGAAUGGUUGGUUUCUGUUCCACAGAGAUUAAAGGAUGGGAACAAAUUAUGGUCUUAGAAAAUGACCUUCUAAAAAAGCUGAGAACCUUGAUAGCUCUACAUUCGGGAGAUUAUCACUGUUGUAUUUCAUGUUUCCGCAUAAGUCACCUGUCUACAUCCUACAUUCUGACCCUGCUGACUUGCAGUUAAGGAGAGUUGAAAGGCUGAAAAUCCAGGCUGCUGUGUCUAUACAUAGAAGUGAAACAAUGUUUUUGUUUGCACUGUUAUGUCUCCCUAAAUAAA